AUGCGAGGGCAUUUCGUUCAUCCGUCCGAGGCUUAUCAUUCGUUCUCGAUGGCCAGCAAGUGCCGCUUUCAUAUGCAGCCAAUAUUCGUCGCCUACUGCACCCCGCUGCUGACACCCGCCAACGCCGAGCUGUUGGCCGUCGCAAAUCCCACCGUCUUCUGUUCCGUGCAUCAUUUGGACAUGCGCUUCAUCCAGAUAGAUAAAAUAGGCGCCUACCACUUGCACGCGUCUGCAAGCCAGCUCGCCGGAACGUCAUGGUACGACCUGGUGCAUCCGUAUGACAUCGCCGAAGCCUCGUUCAAACAUAAAAUGUUGUGCGAAGAAAAGGAAAACAGCAGCUUGAUGCUGCUACGACUGCAAACGUUCCGCGGCGAUUUCAUAUGGCUGCACUGUCUUCUGACGCUGAAAGACAACAGCCGUAACGUCGACGCGGCGAAAAGGGUGAUCAAUGCGGUUUGUCAGAUUAUAAGGUGUGCCUGUGCAUUUUGAAC
Soboliphyme baturini is the source of this 491-nucleotide messenger RNA. NCBI's taxonomy places the organism in Eukaryota, Metazoa, Nematoda, Enoplea, Dioctophymatida, Soboliphymatidae. The record is from the annotation of a GenBank genome assembly.